Molecule: messenger RNA, 4009 nt
Organism: Zea mays
Lineage: Eukaryota; Viridiplantae; Streptophyta; Magnoliopsida; Poales; Poaceae
Product: phosphatidylinositol 4-phosphate 5-kinase 9
Exons: 9
Coding region: 752-3223 (823 amino acids)
Biological process (GO): phosphatidylinositol phosphate biosynthetic process
Cellular component (GO): plasma membrane
Molecular function (GO): 1-phosphatidylinositol-4-phosphate 5-kinase activity; ATP binding
Source: RefSeq, a predicted model, not a curated record
CGGCGAGCCAGUCCAAGACCGCAAGAGGCCAAAUCCAAUCGCGAACCACCGCCGGCGCCAUCGUCUACGUCUACUACCUGCUCCCGCCCAGAGGCCGCAGCAUCCACCACUCGAGGACUUGCAGAGUCUGCAGCAGCAGCUUCAGCUGGCCAGACUCCGUCCGCCGAUCAACACACGGGCACAACGCCUCCCGUUUCCUCGUUUCGAGGCUGCACCGCGCCGCCUCCAAGACGCCGGGAGCCUCAUCGCCUCCUCUGGCGAAAAACCGCUUCUCUCCGGCGAGCUGCCUCCGUUUCCGGGUGAUCGAGUCUACGCGCGCAUCGCCUCUUCCCAAGGCAGGAUAGGAUCCCUUAUCGGCCUGACGCGAUUCGUGGAUCCGACGGCGAGGUCUGCGCCGUCCACAGGCCACAGCUUACAGCACCGCUCCUCCCCUCUCCUUGUCCUUACUCUGGCAGCGCAACCCUCCCUGCUUCGACUGUCCUUUUUUUCCACAUGGAGACUCACUAGACUACUAGAGUUGUCCCUCCGCUAGCCGCACGGAUCAUCUCCGUCCUCACCUAUUCUCUCUCUCUCUCUCUCUCUCUCUCUCUCUCUCUCUCUCUCUCUCUCUCUCGCUCGCUCUGCAGGUCUUGGAGGUAGUGCCGUCGACGAGGCAUCUCCACCCCUCCGGCGAGCUCCCCUUCCAAAAAGUGGCAGUGCUUUGGAUAUUAGCUUUUGCAUUUUAGUGGAUCGGUACUCCCAGGGGUUAUGCAUGACAGCCCCUGUGGCUCUUCCAAAUGAUCGAGCAGCAGUCUCCCAUUCUGCAAGGGUUGACUUAUUCCGAGACACUAGUUGCAACAUAGAAAAGGAGGUGUUGGCCAGUAUGGGAAAUGACCAAGAUUCGACUGCUGCUGGAACAAAUCCUGGUUUCAGAGUUGGGGAGAUCAGGUUUGGCAAUGGAGAUGUUUAUUCUGGCACAUUGUUGGGGAACACACCAGAGGGUUCAGGCCAGUAUCGCUGGUCAGAUGGUUGCACCUAUGACGGUGAGUGGACGAGAGGGAUGAGGCAUGGGCAAGGAAAGACGCAAUGGCCAUCUGGAGCCACCUAUGAGGGCGAGUAUUCUCGCGGCUAUGUAUACGGUGAAGGCACCUAUACGGGUCCAGAUAAAAUCAUCUACAAGGGACGGUGGAAGUUGAAUCGCAAGCAUGGGCUUGGAUAUCAGACAUAUCCAAAUGGAGACACGUUUGAAGGUUCGUGGAUUCAGGGAGAAAUAGUAGGUCACGGGAAGUACACAUGGGCAAAUGAGGACACUUACGUUGGCAACAUGAAAAGUGGCAGGAUGUCAGGGAAAGGAACUCUUACAUGGAAAAAUGGGGACUCAUAUGAGGGUAACUGGAUAGAUGGCAUGAUGCAUGGGUAUGGAAUCUAUACAUGGAAUGAAUGCGGGUAUUACAUUGGAACAUGGACAAGGGGACUGAAGGAUGGGAAAGGUAAAUUCUAUCCGGAAGGUUGCAGAGUUCCUGUUAACGAUGAGCUGUAUAUCAAAAAUCUAAGAAACCGUGGUGUACUGCCUGAUAUUAGAAGGCAGAAUCAUGGCUCACGCAUACUUCACUCUUCCUCGGUUGACAUGGGGAACAUGAAGGUUGGUAUAACCAGGCAAUCUUCAGAUGUUUUGUACAAAAGGAAUCCAACUGAGCAGCCUCCUUUGAAGAAUGUGUCUUUGGAAAGACGGUGGAGCCUUGAGGUGGCUAUUGAAAAGUUUAUUGGCCAUGAAUCGAUUGAAAGUUCUGGUCAAGAAAGCUUGGAAAACUUGAGUGAUUCUCGUAUGCCCAUACUGGAAAGAGAAUACAUGCAAGGCGUUCUAAUCAGUGAGGUGGUUCUUGACAGGAGUUUUUCAGACUCCUCAAAGAAGACAAAACGCCGCCAGAAGAAAAUGGUAAGGGACACAAAAAGGCCUGGAGAGGCGAUAAUUAAGGGACACAGAAGCUAUGAUUUAAUGCUCAGCCUGCAGAUUGGAAUCAGGUACACAGUUGGGAAGAUUACACCAAUUCAAAAACGUGAAGUUCAUGCUUCAGAUUUUGGACCAACAGCAAGUUUCUGGAUGAAUUUCUCAAAAGAAGGAUCUCGGCUUACUCCUUCACAUUCAGCGGAAGAUUUUAAAUGGAAAGACUACUGUCCCAUGGUUUUCAGGAAUUUGAGAGAGAUGUUCAAGAUUGAUGCUGCAGACUAUAUGAUCUCCAUAUGCGGAAACUCUGCUCUUAGGCAACUAUCUUCCCCUGGAAAGAGUGGAAGUGUCUUUUUCUUGUCACAAGAUGAUAGAUUCAUGAUUAAGACUCUCCGAGAAUCUGAAGUGCAGGUUCUUUUACGAAUGCUUCCAAAGUAUUAUGAUCAUGUCCGUACCUAUGAGAACACCCUCAUAACCAAGUUUUUUGGCCUCCACAGGGUGAAACCUUCUAGUGGCCAAAUGUUCCGGUUUGUUGUAAUGGGAAACAUGUUUUGCACUGAAUUGAGAAUUCACCGGAGGUUUGAUUUGAAAGGCUCGUCUUUAGGCCGCUCUACUGACAAAAUUGAAAUUGACGAGAACACAACUCUGAAGGAUUUGGAUCUUAAUUAUUCCUUUUAUCUUGAACCUUCCUGGCGUGAGGCUCUACUGAAGCAGAUUGAAACAGAUAGUGAUUUUUUGAGAACACAGCGGAUAAUGGAUUACAGCCUACUGCUUGGUGUCCAUUAUAGAGCUCCACAGCACUUGCGGACACGUGCAUCUUAUCACCGGAGCAUGGCAGCAGAUAGAUUGACCGUUGUUUCUGAAGAAGAUGCUCAGGAGGAGGAUGCCCUUAGCCAUCCAGAAGGAUUAGUCCUGGUUCAAAGCAGUGGCGAGAACAGUGUUGUUGUUGGUCCUCACAUAAGAGGCAGCCGUUUGCGUGCAUCGGCAGCUGGAUUUGGCGAGGUAGACCUGCUGCUGCCUGGUACCGCCAGGCUUCAGAUCCAGCUAGGAGUUAACAUGCCUGCAAGGGCAGAGCAAAUCUCCAAGGAAGACGGAAGCAAAUCAUUUCGCGAGGUGUACGAUGUCGUGCUUUACCUGGGCAUCAUUGACAUAUUGCAAGAGUACAACAAGUCAAAGAAAAUCGAGCACGCUGUCAAGUCCAUGCAAUAUGACUCUGUCUCCAUCUCUGCCGUCAACCCCCGGUUCUACUCGGAGCGUUUCUUGAAGUUCAUCCAGACCGUCUUCCCCGAGAAUUCAUAGCUCAUGAGUCAAUACUUGUUCGAAACAUGAGACCUGAUGAUUCCCACGGCAGUCCCUGUCUCCAAAAUUGGAACUUGCAUGCAUCAGAAAAGCAUUAGUCCCUUCUUUGAUGAACUGUCAGGAGGAAUGGGAAUGGCUGACAAGAUGAGGUUCGUGAGGGCUAUUGUGCAGAAGCAAAUAGAUCUCAUCUUUCUUUGGUUUUGUCCCCAGCCCCUGCGAUCAGCCGGCCCGGCUGGCUUCCCUCUUCCCUGAGUAGGCCGUAGGCGUGGCAUACUGCCCCCCACCUGCGAAAAGAUUUAUAAAUAAAAGUUAACGGCAGGAAGAUUUGGGGUCGGCACUCGGUGGCUUAGCUGGCUGUUGGGAGUCCGGGAAGGGAAAACUGGCAGCACCAGAUGAGCAUUUCUCGGUGGAGAGUUGUUUCUAAGAACAGGUAGCGGUGUUGUUGAGUUUCUUAACGGUAGUAAUGGCGUCAGUACUCGGUCGCCUGAAAAUCUACAGAGGAGUCAUUUUCCUGGCUGCUGCGAACUGGAGUGGUAUAGUAGUCGUGGUUUCUUGUAAUUACGUAGCUGUUGGCUGAAUCGAUCAUGGACCUUAGUGCCCAAGAAGACAGAAGCCCAAUUUCAGUAAACUAAGCCGGAGGAGAAAACUCAUCAGCCAGCACCGACUCAUCCAAAGUCCUUGUAAUGGGGGAAAAGAGUGAUAUAUAGAGAGACAGUAGCGUGCAAGGAAGAUGUAGACGCAAUGGGCCGAUAAUAUUCUUGAAUUGCGUUGUGUGAUUUUGAUUCC